GUGCCACCUUAUCGAUUAAGCACCGUCUCAUAUUGGAAUCUGGAACAAGUAUGGCAGUCACGUGUUGUCAAGCUAUCAAAAUAUAGAAACAAUAUUGGAAUGUCAUAUAGUCUUUGUGGUUAUUCUGAAAGGAAAAGAAUAAGAAGGAAUUACGGGGAAUAAAUAAAAUGCAUGCAUGCUUUGGCACGAGAACAAAGUAGAGAAAGCUUUACGAGUGCCGAUUUCUAAACAUAUUGCGCUGCUGCUAGGAGGGUAGUUGUCUGUGAGAAUGAAAAAAUCGUUAUCUAAUGGAGUAAACAUGUUAUGCUGUGUUCAGAUGUAUUAAACACGUUAAGUUUCCUGUAAAUUUAUCAUUUUUAAGUCCGAAUUAUACCGCUGAAGCGAUAACCUCUGUAAAAAGGAUUUAUUUGUGAUAUUUUUGGUUAAAUACUAUUUUUGUAUGUAUUCUUUGAAAAAAAUUAUAAAUUGUGUAUGAGUCAUUUGUGAGUUUACGAGAAAGAAGAAGCAACGCCAAAAAAAUUAAACCAUGGAUGUGACUUACUCCUUUUCUAAGCCCCCGUCAUGGGGUAACAAUGCACGUGCAUUUUUAUCUCAGUUUUCGGACGUGUUCAGUGCUUUUGGAAAAUACAUAGCACCAACAUACAAGCACGAUCGAUGUGAAAGAUCAGUUCAGAUGAGGUUGUAUUCCCUCAACAAACGUCAGUUUGUGCUUGUGUUCUUCAUUUUCUUCAUUUGCUUUGGUAUCACUGUCCUCAUUGGUAUUGCAGGGCCUCCUAUAAUUGAUACAGUGACACACAAUCUUUCAGCCCUAACACAACCUGAUAGUGGUCUUGAUAUGAAGACAGGGCCUUUCACAUUAAAGUCACCACCUUUAUCAACAUUUCAUCAACAGUUCUGGUUGAUUGCUCACAUUAUAACAGAUAACAAAGCUGGAACAAAAAUAGAACAAUCAUUCACUGUGAGUGUUUUCAUUGGUGGAAUCAAGGGAGAAGAUGAAAGUAUUAUCCAAUCAGAGAAUCCGAAACUUGAUGGGCUGUCACAUAAUAGAACAAGGUUGUUGUCAUGUAAAGAGGAAUGCAAUGAUCUAAUAUUGUUACACCUUGGCUAUCUUGACUACACAUAUUACAUCAUCAAUAUAAACUUUCAUGGUCUGGAGAAACAGGCCCACUUCGAUAUCAAAAAUAUCAUAUUCCAUUUCAAGAGCUAUAAUACAGCUUUUACCAAGCUGGAGAUUUGGUUAAGGUUUUCAUUUCUUGUGUUCACUUUUAUAGCUACGUGCUCAUUUGCUCAUUCAUUGAGAAAGUUUACAAUGCGAGACUGGUCAAUAGAACAAAAAUGGAUGUCAGUACUGAUGCCACUUCUUCUUCUUUAUGAUGAUCCAAUAUUUCCGUUGACUUUCCUUGUUGAUAGCUGGGUACCAGGAAUGUUUGACGGGAUAUUUCAGGCAUCAUUUCUGUGUGGGUUGUUACUAUUCUGGUUAUGUAUAUACCAUGGAGUUAGACAGACUGACAGACGGUUUUGGAAAUUUUAUUUUCCUAAGUUAUUGAUAGUUGGGUUAAUAUGGAUAUCAGCGGUCACUUUGGCAUCCUGGCAAGAGUACAAUGAACUACAGGACCCAACAUACUUUUACAGGCUUGAUACAAGCAACUUUAUGGGUUUUAAGAUAUUUUUCUUCAUAGUUGGUAGUGUAUAUCUUCUCUAUCUGCUGUAUUUGUUGGUGCGAGCGUAUGCUGAACUUAGAUCCAUGCCAUACUUUGAUUUAAGACUGAAGUUCAUGACGUUUCUAAUGUUGAUAGUUCUAUCAAUAAGCAUUACUAUCACAGUAUUACGGUUUGGGCGGGCCGCGUUACAGGACAAUUUUGUUGCGGAGUUGUCUACCCACUACGAGAACUCGGCAGAAUUUGUAGCAUUCUAUGGGUUGUUGAAUACAUACAUGUACACAAUGGCGUUUGUGUACUCGCCCUCACCGAAUGCAGUAUUUGAAACUCAUUUCAAGGACAAUCCCGGUCUUUCAAUGUUGAAUGAUUCUGAUGAAGAGGUGCAUUAUGGAUCUGACACAGAGAGUAUAGGGCUGACUAGAGUGAGACCAAAUGCUGUUGGGAAAUAUGACAGUGAUUAGAGUUACCUUCCUUGGGACAAAAGUUAGCACCCUUGUUGUGACUAGAGUAACUUCCCUUUUAACAAGAGCUACUGCCAUUGUAACAAGAGUUAACUUAUCUGUUAUCAGAGUUAGCAUCUUUGAGACAAGAAUUCUUUUGACAAUGACAAAAAUGUGCACUCUUGGUUCAAGUGACAGGUUAUCUCCCAUGCGGCAAGAAUCAACUCCUUUGUUAAAUAGAGUAAGCUCUUUUUAGACUAGAGUUAGUGCCCUUGUUAUUGCAAUAUGACCGGACACUAGUCAUGUUUUAAGUAUCAUUAAUAAAAUAUAAAAUGUAAUCUCUGUGAUGGGACAGUAGAUAAAAUGUAGAAUAUUAAAAAGUCAGUCUUGUGUCUGUGAUGUCAUCAAAAAUUGAGAAAAGAAAUGUUGUUGUUAUUAGGUGAUACUUUUUCCUUUGCAUUUAUUUGUUUUGUCAACAUGUAAUAUUUUUCAAGAAUAUUGACAUUUAUAAGAUACAAGCUUGCCAGUAUGUUAGAUAGAUAAAAGUAGAAAUUGUAGAAUUAUUAGAUUUUUGGUGUUAGAUAAAAAAAAUUGUGGGCUUGAUAAAUAACCAUUAAAUGUUAUUAGUUCAUAUGAAUAGAUGUAAAUUCAUUUAUCAUAUUAGAGUAACAGUCAUAUUUGAAUUUUGGUGAAUUUUUUUUUUUGUAACAAAAUCAGAAAUCCACACUGUAGACGAAAUUUUUGUUUUCUUAUUCAAACCAAUGUAAGACAUGCAUAACAUUCCUUAUAUUUUUCUGUUGUUUUUAAUGGUGUUGAAUCCCAGUGACCAUGAAAUUUUCAUGUCUAGAAUUUGUGAUAAUUGUGCAAUAUAGAGAUAGAGGUUUUAUUUUUACUGAGGAUUAAUUUUAGUAGUUAAUAGUGAUAAUGUCCUAUGGUUUAAAAAAAAUAAUUGGAAUAUUUUUCAAAUGUGAUAGUUAUAAUUUUGCAAUAGAGUGGGAUAGUUUAAAGUAGUGCAGGUUAGUGAGGUGUGACUGUGGGAUAAUCAAUUGACUUAAACUGUAAUAGCCAUUUGUACUAUAGUACUAAGUGACAUGUGCCUGUGGAAUUAAUCUUUGACUUAAACUUUGAUAGCCAUGUGUACUUUAAUACAAGAUGCAAGUGUGAAUACAAGUAAAACAAAUAAACAAAAGUACAGUAUAGCCCCUGCAGAGCAGCCUCCUGUAUACCAAUAACCUCUUUAAAACAACCAUAUACUUUUUUCCAAAAUGGUGAUAAAAUAUCCCAACAAAUUCAAUCUCUCUCUUGAGCAACGUAUUAGCAAUAGCCAAAAAUCUUUGUGUCCCAAAAGGUGUUAUCCUGCAUGAACUUGUACAGUAAAUCCUUUUUAUUACAACUUGCCAAAGCAUUUAGUACCAUGGUAUCGUCAAUUAUAAUCCAAAGAUUUUUUGCAAUAGAAAAUAGCAAUUUUAGUGACCAAAUCCUAUAGUCAAAGCAAUGAAUGAUAGCUUCCUGUGAUAAAAACAUGGUUUUAAUGAAUAUUUUUAUUGAUAUUAAGGGGGAGGAAGCAAUCUGAAAAUUAAAGUAGUGAAGUUCAGCUAGUCAUACUAUUUUUGAUUUUUUUAGUGUGUAAAUUUUAACAGUUAAGAAAAGAAAAACAAUGUCUUAU
Ruditapes philippinarum (Manila clam) is the source of this 3764-nucleotide messenger RNA. RefSeq names its product transmembrane protein 181-like. The transcript has 14 exons. NCBI's taxonomy places the organism in Eukaryota, Metazoa, Mollusca, Bivalvia, Venerida, Veneridae. Bases 527 to 2119 code for a protein of 530 amino acids. Gene Ontology annotation, molecular function: toxic substance binding. The record is from RefSeq and is a predicted model, not a curated record.